AUGUUAACGAAUCCUCCUAUUUUUGCUAACUCUGAUGAUCUCUUCUUUCUCAGAGUCGUAGAAAAUGGCAGAGUAAAAUGCGAGCAGUACUGGCCUCCUCUUGACUCAAAUCAUGGCCAGUCAACCCUACGAUUCCCGCCUUUUACAGUUACAAACACCAAACAAACUCUUGAGUCAAAUGGCCUUUAUCAACUCUCGCGACUUACACUGGCUAAGACUAAUUGUGGAGAGUUGCGUAAAUUUGAUCACUACCUCUUCCUCGGUUGGCCUGAUUUUGACGUUCCUAAAGAAUCAAAGGGUUUCCUCACCUUCCUAGAUGUUAUUAAUGAACGUCAACGACAAUUAAUGUCCAAUGGCCCUCUUAUAAUUCAUUGUUCUGCUGGCAUUGGACGAACAGGUACAUUUACAGCAAUAGAUAUCUGCUUAGCACAGGCGAAAAAUGAGGGUUAUGUAGACGUUCCAGGUGUGGUUUCUCGGAUACGUCAACAACGGGCUUGUUCAGUCCAAUUGGCAAAGCAGUACGCCUUUGUCUAUCAAGCCCUCUACACCCGAUUAAAAGGAACAUUAAAAUGA
Molecule: messenger RNA, 573 nt
Organism: Rodentolepis nana
Lineage: Eukaryota; Metazoa; Platyhelminthes; Cestoda; Cyclophyllidea; Hymenolepididae
Source: the annotation of a GenBank genome assembly